AUGACCUCUACCGCUGCCCCUGCAGCCUCCUCCUCCGAAUCUCCCUCGGCUCCCACACCUCCGCCAUCUGCCACCCUGCUGUCAGGCGCCCUCUCCGGGCUAGCCUCCUGCGUCCUUCUCCAGCCCCUCGACUUGCUCAAGACUCGUCUGCAGCAAGCCAAUACCCCCAGCGCACGCAUAGGUGGCAAGACGAAGCGACUGCUCCGGACCGUGGAUGAUGUUGUGAAAAAGGACGGAGUGGUGGGACUUUGGAGGGGGACACUGCCAACUGUGCUGAGAAACGUCCCUGGAGUCGCCCUUUACUUCUACUCGGUAACAGAAGCUCGGCGUGCCCUCUCUCUCAAACCAAUCCCCUACCUCUCCUCUCCCUCCUCUUCUUCUGGCUCCAACCCCUCACGCACAUUAGCCACCCCAACUCUAGCAGGCAAUCUCCUCUCCGGUGCAACCUCGCGCGUCUUUGUCGGCUUUCUCCUCUGUCCCAUCACAGUCAUCAAGACGCGCUUUGAGUCUUCGAACUUUACAGCAGCACAAAAUGCCACUCUUCUAGUCUCUUUACGAUCCAUUUGGGCAGAGGCGGGAGUCAAAGGAUUGUUUAGAGGAUUUUGGGCAACGGCAUUGAGAGAUGCUCCUUAUGCUGGAUUAUAUCUGGGAUUUUAUGAAGAGGGAAAGACACUACUGAGGAGGAUAGAUGGUCUGGGAGGUGGAGAGGGCGAAGAAUGGAAGGCGAGGAUGGGGAGUGGCCUAAUAGCCGGCACUCUCGCCACCCUCCUCACCCACCCCUUUGACAUAAUCAAGACCCGCCUUCAAUCCUCUCCCCACCCUCUUCCUCUUCCCACACCCUCUACCCUCCUGAGCAAUUCCUCCACUCUCCUCUCCCCAUCUCCUCAAGCAAGAGUUUCUAUCCUCUCCACUCUCCGUUCCAUCCUAUCAGAAGGAGGCUCCUCUUCCCUCUUUCUAGAUGGACUAGGAUUGCGUUGUGCACGAAAAGCGGCUAGCUCGGCAAUUGGGUGGGGAAUCUUUGAAGCUGGGAGGGAUCUUUGGGUACAGAGGGAAUUGGGGAGGAGGGAGAGGGAGACCGAGAGGGGGACGAGAAUGGAGAGGUAG
Microstroma glucosiphilum is the source of this 1104-nucleotide messenger RNA. RefSeq names its product mitochondrial carrier. Gene Ontology annotation, biological process: glycine import into mitochondrion. Lineage: Eukaryota; Fungi; Basidiomycota; Exobasidiomycetes; Microstromatales; Microstromataceae. Bases 1 to 1104 code for a protein of 367 amino acids. The record is from RefSeq and is a predicted model, not a curated record. Gene Ontology annotation, cellular component: mitochondrial inner membrane; mitochondrion. Gene Ontology annotation, molecular function: glycine transmembrane transporter activity. The transcript has 3 exons.